UGAAGCUGCUGUUGGUGAAUUUCUUCGGGCACUUUAUCAAACUGAAUACCGGAUUGGACGUGAUUACUGGCACUGGCGUAGGACUAUACCACCAUGUCGAACCCUCCGCCAGAAGACGUUAACUAUCCGUUAGGGAAAGGAGCAGAUGGUCCUCCAGGGUACAUAGGGCCACCUCCAGGUCAAGGACCGCCUCCAGGACAAGGACCACCGCCUGGACAAGGACCACCUCCUGGACAGGGGCAAGGACUUCCUCCUCCAUACCAACAGAACAAUGGUCCACCGCCACCUCAGCAGGCCUAUGCCCAACCAAUGCAUGCCCAGCCCAUUGGAGCAUACGGAGCACCCCAUCUAGGUGGACAAACCACUGUGGUAGUGACCAACCAGCCAGGGGGAAUGCAGCCAGUAUUCGGGGAAUUUUCAACCCCGGGUACAUGUCCACACUGUCGAGCCACUGUAAAUACCGUCGUCUCUUAUGCUACCGGAACUUUUACAUGGGUUGUUGCAGGAGUCAUGUGCUUAGUCGGGUUGAUUCCCUGCUGCCUUAUUCCAUUCUGUAUUCAGGGGAUGAAAGACGUGGUUCAUACUUGUCCAAACUGCAAAAGUUUCCUUGGGAAGCACUCGAAGAUGUAAUCAUGACGCCAUAUUCAAAUAAUUCAUAAUCGCAAUUCGCAAUGUUCUUAUGAGCAAUAAUUUUACCGUUGUUAUUUCUGAACUGAAUCAUAUAUGGCUUUCGACCAGCUUUACGCUUCUGAGAUAAUGCCACCUCAUGAUUUCUGCUGAUGAAAUACGCAGUGCUGGUGCCUAAAGUAGGCAUAGAUGGACUUAAUCGGUCGACACUGACAUGGACUUCGACAGAAAAUUAUAUGGGGUUUUAAGGAAUA
Messenger RNA from Lineus longissimus, 881 nucleotides. RefSeq names its product lipopolysaccharide-induced tumor necrosis factor-alpha factor homolog. The transcript is spliced from 4 exons. Gene Ontology annotation, molecular function: zinc ion binding. The record is from RefSeq and is a predicted model, not a curated record. Bases 94 to 630 code for a protein of 178 amino acids. Lineage: Eukaryota; Metazoa; Nemertea; Pilidiophora; Heteronemertea; Lineidae.